Crotalus tigris (Tiger rattlesnake) is the source of this 5375-nucleotide messenger RNA. RefSeq names its product sodium- and chloride-dependent GABA transporter 3. The coding region runs from base 357 to 2219 and encodes 620 amino acids. Gene Ontology annotation, cellular component: membrane. Lineage: Eukaryota; Metazoa; Chordata; Lepidosauria; Squamata; Viperidae. The record is from RefSeq and is a predicted model, not a curated record. Gene Ontology annotation, biological process: sodium ion transmembrane transport. The transcript is spliced from 15 exons.
UAGGCUGAGCAGUCCAAAUCCCUUUCGGCUGUGCCGCGUGGCCGGAGCGCAGCAGCUUUUGCAGCCGGGCAGCAACAGCGCGCCGAGAGAAGGCAAAGCCGCCCCUGCCUAUCACGCGCCUUUCCCUCGCUGCUGGCUGCCGCCUCCGCCGCGGGCGCCAGCCUCAGCUCACCUCGCCUCGCCUGCUCUCCCUCCCUCCCUCCCUGCCUGCCUGCCUGCCUCCCUGCCCAGGCGUCAGUGGCACAGGACGGCCAGGGCCGCUCAAAGGUCUGGUGGACGGCAACCGCAGAACCAGCCCCGACCUCUUCUUCCUUCUGCCAAGAGCGCGGCCAGAGUCCUGGGCUUGAGAGGGAGUCAUGACAGCUGAAAAGGCUAUCCCUAUAAUUAAUGGCAAACCCGAAGAUGCUCAGGAUCCUGAAGCCUCCAGCACCAAUUUGGUCCACAGCAACGACAAGAAGGUGCACGAAAGAGGCCAUUGGAACAAUAAGAUUGAAUUUGUGCUCUCUGUGGCAGGGGAAAUUAUUGGGUUAGGGAACGUGUGGCGAUUCCCAUAUCUCUGCUACAAAAAUGGAGGAGGUGCCUUCCUUAUACCCUAUGUCAUUUUCUUCAUUUGCUGUGGAAUACCAGUGUUUUUCUUGGAAACUGCUUUGGGGCAGUUUACUAGUGAAGGAGGAAUUACAUGCUGGAGAAAAGUUUGCCCAUUGUUUGAAGGGAUUGGAUACGCCACCCAGGUUAUUGAAGCACAUUUGAAUGUUUACUAUAUCAUCAUUUUAGCAUGGGCUAUUUUUUAUCUAUUUAACUGCUUCACAAUGGAGCUUCCCUGGGCAAGCUGUGGUCAUGAGUGGAACACAGAACAUUGUGUGGAAUUUCAGAAACUUAAUAUGAGCAAUUGCACUCAACAAUAUUUGCAGAAUGCUACUUCUCCAGUCAUGGAAUUUUGGGAACGAAGAGUGUUGGCCAUAUCGGAUGGCAUUGAACACAUUGGGGAUCUGCGCUGGGAACUGGCACUAUGCCUUCUGGCUGCCUGGACUAUCUGUUACUUUUGCAUUUGGAAAGGUACAAAGUCAACUGGCAAGGUUGUAUAUGUAACCGCUACAUUUCCAUACGUCAUGUUGUUGAUUCUACUGAUUCGAGGAGUAACAUUACCUGGGGCCUCUGAAGGAAUAAAAUUCUACUUGUAUCCCGACCUAUCUCGUCUUUCUGACCCACAGGUCUGGAUAGAUGCUGGAACACAGAUAUUUUUCUCCUAUGCUAUCUGCCUGGGAUGCUUGACAGCCCUAGGAAGCUACAAUAGCUACAAUAAUAAUUGUUAUAGAGACUGCAUUAUGCUCUGUUGCCUGAACAGUGGUACAAGCUUUGUGGCUGGUUUUGCCAUCUUUUCUGUUCUUGGCUUUAUGGCUUAUGAACAGGGGGUUCCCAUAGCAGAGGUUGCAGAAUCAGGACCUGGACUUGCUUUCAUUGCAUAUCCAAAAGCCGUAACAAUGAUGCCUCUUUCUCCAUUGUGGGCAACUUUGUUUUUCAUGAUGCUUAUAUUCCUUGGAUUAGAUAGUCAGUUUGUGUGUGUUGAGAGUCUUGUGACAGCAGUGGUGGAUAUGUACCCCAAGGUUUUCCGGAGAGGAUAUAGAAGAGAAAUGUUGAUCCUAGCUCUUUCAAUUGUGUCUUACUUUCUUGGUUUAAUUAUGUUAACAGAGGGCGGAAUGUAUAUUUUCCAGCUAUUUGAUUCUUAUGCUGCUAGUGGAAUGUGUCUUCUUUUUGUUGCUAUAUUUGAGUGUGUCUGCAUUGGGUGGUUUUAUGGAAGCAAUCGGUUUUAUGACAACAUUGAAGAUAUGAUUGGGUACAGACCACUGAUAAUGUUUAAAUGGUGUUGGAUGUUGAUUACUCCUGGCAUUUGUGCAGGCAUCUUCAUAUUUUUCCUGGUGAAAUAUAAACCUUUGAAGUAUAACAACGUAUAUAUAUACCCAGACUGGGGUUAUGGUAUUGGCUGGAUGAUGGCUCUGUCCUCCAUGGUCUGCAUUCCUUUGUGGAUCUGUGUAAAACUGUGGAAAUCAGAAGGAACCAUUUUGGAGAGAUUCAGAAAACUGAUUGUAGCUAGCCCAGAUCUGAAAAUGAGAGGAAAGAUCAGAGCUGGCUCAUAUGUUGCUACAGCAAAUGACUACGAUGCCAAAUUGAAAGGUGAUGGCAACAUUUCAGCCAUUACAGAAAAAGAAACACAUUUCUAAAUGAACUUUCUAUUAUUAUUUUUUUUUUGUAAAAAUGAAGACAUAAAUAAAUAAAUGAAUGAAUACUUCACUUAAUUAUAGAAACCAGCUUGUUUUGCACAACUUUAUUAACAAGUUAAUUUUAAAGUGAACUUGUAUAAUUGUUUAAAAGUGGUUUUUAAUUAUUAUAUAAGUAACAAUUAUAUAUAUAAAUAUAUAUAUAUAUAUAUAUAAAUCAGAUAGAAUUCUUUGUUAGUGAUGAUUUGUAAUAUUGUGAUUCCAGUGUUUUUAUAGCUCCUAGAAGGAUCUGUAUAAUCUGUUGUAAAAUGUUUACACUUUUUAAAGGCAUGUGUUGUAUAGUUACUACACAUUCUAAUUUGUAAGCAUGUCCAACCAUUUCAGCUUCUACUAUAUGUACAUAAAGGGAAUCACAAUGUCAUUAUGUUAAUAUCUAAAAGGGUACUUUCUUCAGAUAUGUAGCUUUAUUUAACACCUAACUUCCUGAACUGGGGCCUGAUCCAAUACCAUGGAUGUUGAUCUAAAUCUUUCUGUGGACCAUCAGAGCUGUUUACUGGAGCACUGAUAGCCUUCAAUCAUGCUUGUGUAUUGUUAAGUAAAGAAAUGAUACAAGCCUACCUUGGCCAGGCCAAACAUUGACAUUUGGCAAGCCUGUCUUCACAGGUUCUGAGGCAAUGCUUUUCUGCUCAGCCUUUGAAUCCAAUUUCUGCUUUGGACUUGUGUUGUCUUGAAUAAUACACUCCACAUCUCAUGGAGUCACCUUGGAAGCUUUUGGGAGUUUCAACAGCAGCCUCUUCAAUGUAUGUAUUCAAAUACAAGAGAUGUAGCUCUGAAUCCUAUGGUGGAUAUACAUGUUCAGGUUUCUCUUAGUAUUACAGUAUAUAGAUUAUUUAUAAAAAGUAAAUGAGGAAAUUCCUUCUUUAAACUUGUUUAUUUUGCCUGACCUACUUAACAUACUUACAGAAGUGUGGGGGAGACAACUUGAAUUAUAUUUUUCCUGAAUUCUCAUAGAAAUUAUUUUUAUACAUAAAAAAGCUAUUAAGAUGCUAGUUAUAUUAAUAGAGUUUGAUUUCCCAGGUAUUGGUGUAUGAAUUUUAUUCUUCUUUGUUUGAGCCUAAUGAUUACAUAAACUAUCUCAAGUGUUUUGCAUUUGACUUUUGAUUUGUUUUUACAGAGAGACAGGCAUAGUUUAUGCAUGUGACAUUAAAAGAAGUCAUAGUAGGAAUGGUAGGAAAUUAUGUCUUCAGUUUUCUCCAAAUUGGUAAUACAAGAUCUCUUGGGUCUGUAACUCCCACAAUGGCAAUCAGCAUGCUUAUCUGCUGACCAGAGAUUUGGGGCAUUCUACUACUUCUGGCUUAUUUGGAGGAAACUGGUUAGAUAUGGCUUCUUCCAUAAGUAACUAACAAAAGUUAUUGUGUUUGAAAAACUGAUAUAUGCAAAUAUAUAUAAGGCAUUUAAUAAAUGCCCUAAUUUUAAUAAAUCCCUAUAUUGUUUCUUUUGCUGUAACACCAGGGAAAAAGCCACCAAUUAAUCAGCAUGACAUGGUGUAACACAGCAGAUAUUAUUUUAAAGUUUAAUCUAAAAAUAAUUUUGAAAAUAACUAAACCAUAUUAAGACACUUUGAACUCUGGAAUCUGAUAUAAUUUAUUACAGAAGAACUACAGAAAGAAUGGAUUUUAUUUAAGUAUUGUUGAAUUUGAUCAGCAUUUUUUUUUUUUGCAUGGGAUGCUUAUAUUGCUGAUUUUUUUUAAAAAAAAAAAACAAAACCAAAGCAGCAAACAUUCAGACAGUUUUAGUUAAGAAUCUUUAAGUAGCAUAGCACUAAAAAUACCCCAAUGAAUUAUAUGCUUCAGAUGUUUUAUUAGAAGAAAAUUCUGAAGAAGUGGGUGGUGAUUCAAAAUGGGAAGGUUCACACAUACCAAAAACUAUGUACAUGCUCUAUAUUAAUCUUUAUCUCUCCGAUCAAAUCUAUUGAACUAAUUAUAUCUCAUUAUUCAAGGUAGAGGAAAGAUGCAAUAUAAAGAAUCUUUUCAUGAACCUUUGCAGUUUAAUCCCGAGCUGUAUAGAUUCUACAGAUUCAAAAAGAACUGAAAAAGUCAGUCUUUACAUCAUAUGCAUGCUUUGAUCUUUUGAAUGAUCUUGACAGCAAUAAGUGAUAAAUCUGUGUUAUUGACUUUUUAUUUAUUUAUAUUUUCUUCAUAGACAAUUAUCCAUUGCUAGAAUCUAUGCAUUGCCUUUUUCAAGUUAUAUAUGUGGUAAGUACCAGGUUUUUUCUAAAUAAAUAAAUAAAAACAAAAUGAAUCAAGUUGUUAAUUUAGAAGGUAGUCUGUAUUCUGUGUCCAUGAAUCUCCUUAUGAAUUCCUAUUAUUACAUGAAUUACAAAAAGAUACAAAUCUAAUUUAAUAUUCUUCAGUAUCUAUAGAAAGUAGUUUUAAAUAAUUUAACUCAUAUUUUCAAAAAAUGUGAAGUAAUUGUCUCAGCAUUAUUGCUGCUACAUAAACUAAUCAUAAUAUAGUGUUUUUUUUUCAGAUAAUGUAACCUGUCUUUAAAAUUAAAGAAACUUUUAGCCCAAUCCUAUGCAGACAUUAAUUACAUUGUGUUCAAAGGGACUUCCUACCUGGUAAAUAUGAAGAUCUGUUUUUCAUUGUCUUGAGAUGAUUCACUGAUAUGGAUUGUCACAUGUAGAAUGUUGUUUUCAUCCAGAUGCUUCAACUCAAGAACUAUUCUGUGAAUACAAUUCCUAUCUGCUGCUAUACACCAAUAGCUUUACACACAUUCAUGUGGUUUAAUAUGGUCUAAAGCAAUGUUUCUUAUUUGGUGUCCUUGUUAAUUUACACAUUUACUAUUUGAUUCAUUUAAUUCUUAGACUUCUUUUUUGAUGUAUUGCUGGGAGAAGUGGGUUCAAUUUUCUGAUUAAGGAGUUUUGUUUCUUCUGGGACAAACUGUGAAGAUGAUAAACAGCAAUGGCAUUGUGAUAACUUCUUUUAAUGUGCAGUAGGAAACAAUAAUGCUCAUUUUUGAAGUAUAUGCAGUAUUAUUCAAAAGUGAGGAAGAGAUGAGAUUUAUGUACUCUUUUACACAAAAUUUUUAUUUGGUAUUCAAGGAAGCACAACAUUUUGUUUGCUUACUUUUUAAAAAAAUAAAGAAAAUGGGUAAACA